Molecule: messenger RNA, 1124 nt
Organism: Gopherus flavomarginatus (Mexican gopher tortoise)
Lineage: Eukaryota; Metazoa; Chordata; Testudines; Testudinidae
Gene: HPCAL1
Product: hippocalcin like 1
Exons: 4
Coding region: 399-980 (193 amino acids)
Molecular function (GO): calcium ion binding
Source: RefSeq, a predicted model, not a curated record
CAGUGCGGGUUCGGGGGCAGAGCCCAGUGCGGAGUUUGCGCCGCGGCAGCGCGGGGCGCAGUAUGGGGCAGUGUCAGUGACCGCGCGGAGAGCGCCGCUGCGGCCAACCCGCCUCCGCCAGGCCAGCGUCCCUCCUCCCGCGGCUGCAAAGUUCACUCUCCCCGCGGGUCCCAGGGCGACUGCCGCUCCCUCCCCCCGCCAGGAGCCGGCGGCUCGUUUCCUCUUUCGCUCCUCGCUCGCCUCUCUCUGAUCGCAGUCGCCGAGCAGCAGCAGCAGCCCCAGCAGCGAGCGCUUCGCUUCGCGCGGGUCCGGCGAGGGAGCUUCCCACCCCGGCAGCCGGAGCGCGGCGAGACCAGCCCAGCCUCAGGACCUGCUGUUAGAUCCUAACCUAGAACAGAAUGGGGAAGCAGAACAGUAAGCUGCGACCUGAGGUACUCCAGGAUCUCCGGGAGAAUACAGAAUUCACAGACCAUGAGCUUCAGGAGUGGUACAAAGGCUUCCUAAAAGAUUGCCCCACAGGUCAUUUGACUGUUGAGGAAUUCAAAAAGAUAUAUGCCAAUUUUUUCCCCUAUGGUGAUGCAUCGAAGUUUGCAGAGCAUGUGUUCCGCACUUUUGAUACCAACGGCGAUGGGACAAUUGACUUUAGGGAAUUUAUCAUUGCGCUGAGCGUCACUUCUCGGGGAAAGCUCGAGCAGAAGCUGAAAUGGGCAUUUAGCAUGUAUGAUCUUGAUGGCAAUGGAUAUAUCAGUCGUGGCGAAAUGCUUGAAAUUGUGCAGGCAAUCUACAAAAUGGUGUCAUCUGUAAUGAAAAUGCCAGAAGAUGAGUCCACUCCAGAGAAACGAACAGACAAAAUCUUCAGACAGAUGGACACAAACAAUGAUGGUAAACUGUCCCUGGAAGAGUUUAUUAAAGGUGCCAAGAGUGAUCCCUCUAUUGUGCGAUUGUUACAGUGUGAUCCAAGCAGUGCAAGUCAGUUCUAAUUAAACUCUGGACAGUUUGCAAAGAAACUGCUGGCUUGUUGUUCAAGCUUUGCUCGCAAAUGGAUGCCUUCUCAAUCAUUCCUCAACUUGCUAGUGGAUAAGAUUCCAUUGCCAGAUUGUGUGUGUGUGUGUGUGUGUGUGUGU